GUAUUGGUGCCGCUCCUCCCAGCACUUCAAGCACUGCCGCUGCACCCGCUAUCGAUCCGAAUGCACUCAUUCAAGGACUAACGAAUGCUGUGACAGCAAAAAUUCAAACAGUUAACCAACUUGUUGGGGGUUUGGUCCAAGCGAAAGUAAACUUGAAGCAGAGCUUACUCAAAAAUGUCCUGAGCACUGUAAAUAGUGUCAGCGCUGCUAUUCCGAAGCCGACUUAUAUUACGAAAACCAUUCGUAUACCGAUUUGGGUGAAAGGCGUUGCUGUACCUGCUGCUCCAGCUGCGACAACAACUAUAUCCUCAGCUGCACCGGAACCGGAAGCCGCAACGACGACUGCUCAAUCGGCCGGCUAUGCCUAUAGACACAGACACCGAUACUAAAGAUAAAUUAUGUGCUAUGCGUAGAAAAGAUUAAGUUUUAGAAAGUCAUAGAAAAAAACCGAAUGGAUAUACGAUUAUAUUUGUGUAAAUAAGUAUUUAACGAUCAUUUCUUCAUAUGUCAUAUGUAUGUAUGUAUUGCUUACAAUACUGAAAAU
Rhagoletis zephyria (snowberry fruit fly) is the source of this 544-nucleotide messenger RNA. RefSeq lists its product as uncharacterized. NCBI's taxonomy places the organism in Eukaryota, Metazoa, Arthropoda, Insecta, Diptera, Tephritidae. The record is from RefSeq and is a predicted model, not a curated record.